AAUCACACCACCCGUUCUCUCACCCACCAAGAGGAAGCUAGGAAUCACCAUGCGUCGUUUGCUUACACAAAUAACAUGGCAGACCCUUCUGAAAAGCAUCUUUAAACUUAUACUUAGAAUAUUUUGACGAGUCUAAAUAUUCAACUUGUUUCCAAGGAUUACGAGGUGUUUUUUUGUGCUUUGCAGCCGAUAUAAACCCCAUGGUUAUGGAAUUAUGGCACGAGCUCCUGGGCACUUCUGCGCUGUCCCAUGUCUGCAUUCUGGCCUUGACAGUAUUCGUGGCCGUCUAUUAUCUAAUGCACACAUUUCGCAAACACCAGGAUUUCUCCAAUAUUCCUCCUGGUCCUAAACCAUGGCCAAUAGUUGGAAAUUUUGGCGGGUUUCUGGUUCCCAAUUUCAUCUGGAGGAGGUUUGGAGGCUGGGGAGGGAAGGACGUUCCAAAGUCAAAGACACAAGCUCUAAUUUCGCCUCAAGUUAUUAUCACAGAACAAGCUAAAGUUUACGGUAACAUCUACAGCAUGUGGGUAGGGAGUCAGCUGGUAGUAGUACUGAACGGAUAUGAAGUGGUCAGGGAUGCCCUCUCAAACCGGGCAGAUGUGUUCUCCGACAGACCAGAGAUUCCCACCGUUACCAUCAUGACAAAGCGGAAAGGCAUAGUUUUUGCACCUUAUGGACCAGUAUGGAGAAGGCAGCGCAAAUUCUGCCACACCACGCUGCGGAACUUUGGCCUGGGUAAGUUGAGCCUGGAGCCCUGUAUCCUUGAGGGACUGGCUGUGGUCAAAUCUGAGCUGCUGCGUCUCAGCGAGGAAGAUACUGAGGGUUCAGGAGUGGACCUGACCCCUCUGAUAACUAACUCUGUGUCCAACGUAAUCUCCUACAUCGCCCUGGGCCAGCGCUUCCACCACGCUGACCGGGAGUUUGGCGCCCUGCUGGACCUGAUGGCCCGCGGCCUAGAGAUCAUCGCCAACAGCGCGGCGGUCCUCAUCAAUGUCUUCCCCCUACUCUACUACCUGCCCUUCGGUGUCUUCAGAGAGGUACGGCAAGUGGAAAGGGACAUCACUGCCUUCCUGAAGCAGAUCAUCACCAGACACAGGGAGACGUUAGACCCAGCCAACCCCAGAGAUCUCAUAGACAUGUACCUGGUAGAGAUGCUGGCCCAGGAGGCCGCUGGGGAGACGGAGAGUAGCUUCUCAGAGGACUAUCUAUUCUACAUCAUAGGAGACCUCUUCAUCGCUGGUACUGAUACCACUACCAACACAGUGCUGUGGAUGAUGCUCUACAUGGUCCUGUAUCCAGAUAUCCAAGAGAGGGUGCAGGCGGAGAUCGAUGCAGUGGUGGGCCCAGACAGGGUCCCGUCUCUCACUGAUAAAGGCAGCCUGCCGUUCACGGAGGCCACCAUCAUGGAGGUGCAGAGGAUGACUGUGGUGGUCCCCCUGGCCAUCCCUCACAUGGCCUCAGAGACCACAGAGUUCCGUGGCUAUACGAUCCCUAAGGGCACAGUGAUCAUCCCCAACCUGUGGUCUGUCCAUAGGGAUCCCACUGUGUGGGAGGAGCCAGACGACUUCAACCCCUCUCGUUUCCUAGACGACCAGGGGAAUCUCCUGAGGAAAGAGUGCUUCAUACCGUUCGGAAUAGGACGCAGGGUGUGUAUGGGCGAGCAGCUGGCUAAGAUGGAGCUGUUCCUGAUGUUCACCAGCCUGCUGCAGGCCUUCAGUUUCAGACUGCCCGAGGGGCUGGUCCCUCCUCCCAUGCACGGGCGCUUUGGCCUCACCCUGGCCCCCUGCUCAUACACUGUGACUGUGAGGCCCCGGCGGUGAGGCCACCAGACGAACAACAACCGCUGACACCGUAAUUAAGCCAUAAGGCACAAGAGGAAGUGGUGUAUCAUGAAUACAGUCACAGGUAAACGGCGUUAGUUGGCCUGAUGCGACAGCAGAGGGCCAGUCAACCCAUUUGUCUGUGACUGUAUUCAUGAUACUGCCUCGUGCCUUAUUGCUUUUAUAAAACUGUUACUAAAAUAACAAUGAAUUACAUAUUUUAAUUAAAACAUUAUUUUGAUAAGUCAAUUCAUACUAUUUAAUUCUUCCACUAGAAGAUAUAGUCCAGACAAAAAUCAGGUUUUUAGUUAUUUUUGUCAUGAUGCUACCGACGCCACCCAGUCUUAAAUAUUUUUUGCAUAGUUGCAGGGAGUCCAUUCUAAACAGUUACAGGGAGUCCAUUCUAAACAAAAUGGGUGCAAUGCAGGGGACCAUGUCUGUUCCCAGGGCCCUAUGUUCCCUCAGCCCAUGUUCCCAGGGCCCUAUGUUCCCUCGGCCCAUGUUCCCAGGGCCCUAUGUUCCCUCGGCCCAUGUUCCCAGGGCCCUAUGUUCCCUCGGCCCAUGUUCCCAGGGCCCUAUGUUCCCUCGGCCCAUGUUCCCAGGGCCCUAUGUUCCCUCGGCCCAUGUUCCCAGGGCCCUAUGUUCCCUCGGCCCAUGUUCCCAGGGCCCUAUGUUCCCUCGGCCCAUGUUCCCAGGGCCCUAUGUUCCCUCGGCCCAUGUUCCCAGGGCCCUAUGUUCCCUCGGCCCAUGUUCCCAGGGCCCUAUGUUCCCUCGGCCCAUGUUCCCAGGGCCCUAUGUUCCCUCAAACAGUUUUUUCCUUCAGCUCUAUCUUCUAAACAAGGCAACAGUAAAUAUUAAAGACAAAAACCUUCUGUUAUGUGAUCAAAUAUUUUACAUAGCUUAUAUUUUUCAUACCCUUUGGUAUUUUGGUGCGUUAAUCCACUGUUACUGAUGGCCAGUGUUCUGUUACAUGUUUUUGAAAUAUGUAUUUCAAUUACUUGAGUAUUUUGUAAUUUGUAUUUCACUGGACUGAAAUAAGUUUAAAAAUCAAAAGUUAUUUUGAUUGUCUAUUGCAUUAUGGCAAUAAAAUAAAUCAAAUGAUGAUCUUGAUGUGCUUUAAUGCAACUGUUGCACACACUAUUCUUGUCUUGUCAGUAGAAAGUGCUAUUGCAUCCUAUCAAACUACAAUGGUAGACUGUUGUUCAUAUUUUGCUGUGUUCUAGUGUACUAUGGAAUAUAUUGCUUUUUUAUUCUUGACACUUCUCCCAGUCAUAUUUAAGGUUAGAACUACCUUUCUAAGUGUCCUGAUACUUCUAGCUUGGAGUUGUAUUUUUAUGAUAACAUAGCUACAGUAUUUCACUUUUUAAUGUGUAUAGUAUUGCUUACUAUGUGUGUCCAAUCAAUUUUUUUACCACUCCCUCUUCUAAUUGGGACUAAUUGGAAAAGCUGUUCAAAAGAGGACAUUGUAUUAUUUCUUUGUACUCCCUGACGAAGGCCAUGCAGUCGAAACGCGUCACAUUUUUAAAACGUUGUUUCUAUUGAACAUGCCAUACUAAUAAAGGAAUUUUAAUUAAUUAUA
This is a messenger RNA of Salvelinus fontinalis (brook trout), 3396 nucleotides long. Its product is annotated as cytochrome P450 2U1-like. Gene Ontology annotation, cellular component: cytoplasm; intracellular membrane-bounded organelle. The transcript is spliced from 6 exons. Lineage: Eukaryota; Metazoa; Chordata; Actinopteri; Salmoniformes; Salmonidae. The coding region runs from base 201 to 1817 and encodes 538 amino acids. Gene Ontology annotation, biological process: xenobiotic metabolic process. The record is from RefSeq and is a predicted model, not a curated record. Gene Ontology annotation, molecular function: iron ion binding; oxidoreductase activity, acting on paired donors, with incorporation or reduction of molecular oxygen, reduced flavin or flavoprotein as one donor, and incorporation of one atom of oxygen; heme binding.